This is a messenger RNA of Nothobranchius furzeri (turquoise killifish), 2876 nucleotides long. It is a transcript of the gene gusb, whose product is annotated as glucuronidase, beta. Lineage: Eukaryota; Metazoa; Chordata; Actinopteri; Cyprinodontiformes; Nothobranchiidae. Gene Ontology annotation, biological process: glucuronoside catabolic process; carbohydrate metabolic process. The record is from RefSeq and is a predicted model, not a curated record. Gene Ontology annotation, molecular function: carbohydrate binding; beta-glucuronidase activity.
ACGUCAUCGGCAGUCGAAGGACCCCGAGAGCCGAUCCUUUUGGAUCUUGCACCGACACCGUCUGCUCUCGUCUGUUUUCCAGGCGAGGCGCAGCUCAACUCGAACAAGGCCUCUGAUACGAAGCUUGUAGUAGCCACGUGAUUAAAAUAGCUAGUCACGAGACAGAGAGAUCAGGAAGAAUGUGAAGCUGCAGCUUGAGUGCUCUUCACGCGCUCCGAUAAACAGCUCAGGAUGUUCCGUGUUUUGUGUCUGUUUGCUGCCUUCAAGGCGGGCAUCCUGCUGGACUCCGGCAUGCUCUUUCCCCAGGAGUCCUCCUCCAGGGAGGUGAAGGAGCUGAACGGGCUGUGGGCAUUCAGGGCGGACAGAUCCCCCACCAGGAACCAGGGCUUCCAGAGGGCUUGGUAUAAGAGUCGCCUUGCAGAGACUGGUCCAGUGAUUGACAUUCCAGUUCCCUCCAGCUACAAUGACGUCACACAAGAUCCAAACCUGAGAGAUUUCAUUGGCUGGGUGUGGUAUGAGCGAGAGGUGGUGGUGCCAGCCCGCUGGAUCUCUGAUGGGAAGACACGAGUGGUUCUCAGAGUGGAAAGUGCUCACUAUUAUUCGAUAGUGUGGGUGAACGGAGUGAAGGUGACAGAGCAUGAAGGCGGUCAUCUUCCCUUCGAGGCUGACAUAGAUGGUUUACUCCGGGAGGACCCCACCACCACGACAUGCAGGAUCACCAUUGCUGUCAACAACACCUUGGAUCUGCACACUCUGCCUCCAGGCAGCAUCCAGUACAUGAAAGACCGCACAAUGUAUCCUGAGGGUUUUUUUGUGCAAAACACCAACUUUGAUUUCUUUAACUACGCUGGGAUACAUCGUUCUGUACUCCUCUAUACGACGCCUAAAGCUUAUGUGGAUGACAUCACUGUUGUUACAGACUUCUUGGAUAGUACUGGUCUUGUCAGAUACAACGUGUCCAUCCAAGGAGCAACUUUGGUGACUCUGAAAGUCACUUUGAUAGACAAAGAUGGCCACUGUGUGGUCUCCUCUAAUGACACAUCUGGAGUGCUUAAAGUGGUAGAUGUGAAGCUGUGGUGGCCAUAUUUGAUGCAUGAAAAUCCAGGUUAUCUUUACUCUUUGGAGGUGCGCCUAAAUGCUGCUGAUGGUACAUCAACAUAUGAGGAUGUUUAUUCUCUACCAGUUGGCAUCCGAACCGUCAAAGUCACCAAAAACCAGUUUCUCAUCAACAAUAAGCCGUUCUACUUCCACGGGGUCAAUAAGCACGAGGACUCUGAUAUUCGUGGUAAAGGCUUUGACUGGCCCCUAGUUGUCAAAGACUUCAACUUAAUGAAGUGGUUAGGGGCCAACUCGUUCCGCACAAGCCACUACCCCUACGCUGAGGAGAUCCUGCAGAUGUGUGACCGCCAUGGCAUUGUGGUGAUAGAUGAGUCCCCAGGAGUGGGCAUCAAAGACAUUCGCAGUUUUGAGAACGCCUCCUUGACCCACCACCUAGAAGUCAUGGAUGAGCUGGUACGCCGGGACAAGAACCACCCCUCUGUGGUCAUGUGGUCUGUAGCCAAUGAGCCAGCUGCAGAGAUGCCACCUGCUGGGUUUUAUUUCCAAAUGCUGAUAAAACACACCAAGGUUCUGGACCCUACUCGGCCCGUCACCUUCAUCACAGACAGCAACUAUGCAAGGGAUAAAGGAGCUCCCUAUGUGGAUGUCAUCUGUGUAAACAGUUACUUCUCCUGGUACCAUGACCCGGGCCAUCUGGAGGUCAUCCAGAUCCAGCUCAACACCCAGUUUGAGAACUGGUAUGGAAAGUACCAGAAACCCAUCAUCCAGAGUGAAUAUGGGGCAGACGCAGCGCCGGGGUUUCACAGUGAUCCACCCGUCAUGUUUACUGAGGAGUAUCAGAAAUUAGUCCUGCGUGAUUACCACAGUGUGUUCGACCAGAAAAGGAAGCUAUACGUCGUUGGGGAACUCAUCUGGAACUUUGCUGACUUCAUGACUACUCAAGGUGUCACUCGUAUGGUGGGGAAUAAGAAGGGGAUUUUUACUCGGCAAAGACAACCCAAAGAGGCAGCUUUUAUUCUGAAGGAGAGGUACUGGAGACUAGCUAAUGAGACCGGCCGGCUGCCUCUGUGGACCAAGUAUCCCUGUUCACACUGACCCAUACACUAGUGAUCAGACUCAAUAUAAACUAUGUGCCUUGCUAUGAGAUCAAAUGUAGUAUUUUAGAAAAUCAGUUAUUAAAAUCAUUUUCUUUUUAGUUAAUUUACAAUGGGGAUACAUCAAUGUGAAAAUGUGGGCCAAUGUCGAUGUCCGAUAUUAAUAUCCCUGUUAAACCAGAUAACCAAUAUUUACCUAUAUUACAUUGAUAUAGGAAGAAAAUAUCAAUACACUGAAAUAUUGUGAUAUUUUGUAUCAAUUUGUUAUUGAGAAUGUAUAUGCAACCAGACCGAUAUCGUUAAGUUAAAAAAAAAUGACUCAAUGGCCAUUAACGAUGUUGAUGCUGAUAUAUCGUGCAUCCCUAAAUUACAACUAUUCUGUAAAACAUGACUGUUAUUUUUACUUCCUUCAGUGGAAUGGCAUGAAUAACUUUACAAAAAGAAAACAUGGUUGCUAAAAUGUUAAUUUUUAAGUAAAUAGAUGUCAAUCGUUCUGACCUCUUGUUGAAAGUGGUUGUUCAGUGCAAAAUUUUAGUAUAUUUUUUUCUUUGUUUUUCACUCUAAAAUUAAUUGCUGAGCAAUAAAAUAUGCAGAGUAUUUUUAAUCUUAAUGUGAAAACUGAAUCUGACCAAAACUCUUACGUUUUUUUUAUAGGAAAAUGAGCAAAUAAUACAGUAUCUGAUGUAUUUCAAAGAAUAUAAUAAUAAAGACAAUGAUUCUUUA